GAACGCCGCCCGCCGUGACGCAUCGUUUCCGCAACGUCAGUUGCUCUCGUGCUUCUAGCGAAAGGGAAAAUGUCGGCGUAUUAGUGGGGCUUUGUUGUGCCACUAGAGAGUGAAUUUUCGUCCGAACAGAAUUUUUAUCGAAGAAAAUCUUUCAUCGAUACGGUUUUAAGAAGACUCAAUAUUGUCCAGUUUGCCAGUAAAUGGCGUAUAAGUUCUAUCGGGUACGCUUAGUACUUUAAAUCAGAUUUGAUUCCGACGUGAGCCAGUCGCAGAGUCCGCCGUCGGUUCUAGCGGAGGAAGGACAGAAAUAGGGAAGCCAGGAGCAAUAUGUCGACGAUACAGUUAGCGAUGUCAGUAGCAAAGAAUGAGUUUAUCGUAGGUGGCAAAUACAGGCUGUUGAGGAAGAUAGGCUCGGGAUCCUUUGGCGACAUUUACCUCGGUAUCAACAUCUCUAAUGGUGAGGAAGUUGCUGUUAAAUUAGAAAGUGUACGUGCUCGACAUCCACAACUUCUAUAUGAGUCAAAACUAUAUAGAAUUUUACAUGGUGGUGUAGGAAUACCUCAUAUACGUUGGUAUGGACAGGAACGAGAAUAUAAUGUACUUGUCAUGGAUCUUCUUGGUCCAUCUCUUGAAGAUCUUUUUACUUUUUGUACAAGAAGAUUCACAAUUAAAACAGUCUUAAUGUUGGCAGAUCAAAUGAUUGGUAGGAUUGAAUAUGUUCAUUGCAAACAUUUUAUUCAUAGAGACAUCAAACCAGAUAAUUUUUUAAUGGGUAUUGGUCGUCACUGUAAUAAGCUCUUUCUUAUCGAUUUUGGAUUAGCUAAAAAAUAUAGAGAUAGCCGUACAAGAAUGCACAUAAUGUAUCGGGAAGAUAAAAAUUUAACAGGCACAGCAAGGUAUGCUUCAAUUAAUGCACAUCUUGGAAUAGAACAGAGCCGUCGAGAUGAUAUGGAAUCACUUGGUUAUGUGCUUAUGUAUUUCAAUCGAGGAUCUUUACCUUGGCAAGGACUUAAAGCUGCUACUAAAAAGCAAAAAUAUGAAAAAAUAAGCGAAAAAAAGAUGUCGACUCCAGUUGAAGUUUUGUGUAAAGGAUUUGCUGCUGAAUUCGCAAUGUAUUUGAAUUAUACACGAGGUUUACGUUUCGAAGAAAGUCCAGAUUAUAUGUAUCUUCGUCAACUUUUCCGUAUACUUUUCCGUACAUUGAAUCAUCAAUAUGAUUAUACUUUUGAUUGGACAAUGUUAAAACAGAAAAGUUGUGUUGCUACUGCAAUAACUGCAGGUGGUCCAAGUCAAUCCGCUCAAAAUGCUCAGGGGCAAGGGCAAGCCCAAGGUCAACCACCCGCGCAAACCAACGCUCAACCAGAAAGGAUAAAAUUAUAAUUACUUCUCAUUGCAUCAAACCUAUUUGCAGUCACUGAUGUGUCCAAGACCAGGUACUCAACUUUGUACGAAUGCCAUGCAAAGAGUCAAAUCAAUCAAUCCUCUAAGUUAAUACUAAGGAGGAGAUUUACGAUUACAAGCGUAUCGUACACAAGUAAAGGACAAUGCCACGGGUACAUGUUUGUGAAUUCACUGAUUAGUAAAAACUUCAGUGUAUUCUCAGUGCUUAGAGUUUUGGUUGAUCCACCUCUUUGGGCUUAAAAUCCAAGUGAGAUCAGCCAGAGGUGGCUUGUUCUUAUUUUGUUAUUAUCUAUUUAAUUCACCGUUGAUAAUAAUUGAAAAUAAAGGUUUUGAUGCCCCGAAGACCUUUGUAAAAGAUUACACGUAAUGAUGUAAUGUGUGAUUUAAUUGAAAAUCCGACAAACAAUUUUCAUAGAAAGAAAGAGAGAAAGAACAUUUUGAAUAUUUUUAAGCAUUCGGGGUAAUUAAUUGAGUACAUCAUAUAAAAAAUUUUAUAACUAUUCUACAAAGAGAGAAAGAAAUGUGAAGACGAGUGAAUGAUCAUAUGAGAGUAUGAAGAAAAUAUAUAAGUAAGUGUACUGAGGGAUAAAUACAGUUUGUUGCUUCCUGAUUUUUCUUUUAUUCUCAGUACUAUACAUAAGUAUAAUGUAUGCAUCUUUUGAGAGAAAUUUUAAUACAAUGGACUUUUGAAUUUUUUGAUAAUACAUAAUUUAUUCCAAAUUACGAAUUAAAUUUCCAUUCAACAUAAUUGAAUUAAUCUGUUCUAGAUUUUCAAAAUUUACACAAUAUGAAACAUUUAGAGUGCCUAUUUCAAAAUAUCAUAUUGGUAAAUAAUGAUAAAAUAAUUUUAAUAAGUAUAUGUUUCUAUUUAUACAUACAUAUAUAAUAUUUUAUAAUAAUCAAUAAUUUUUAUUUGCAAUCCAUUAGUUGUAAUUAAUUAAUGUUAUCUAUUACUGCUUAAUUUUUCAUUAAAUAUUUAUAUAAUAUUAUUUUUUUUAAAUUUCCGAAAUAUUUCAUUACAUUUUCAUUAAACAGAUUGAUACUAUUAUAGCUAUAUUUUGUUUGAAAGUUUUUCUCGAAUUUUUUAUUUGAGUUUUAAGUUGUUCAAAUUUCAAACUAUUCAAAAGUCCAUUGUAUCUUUCUUACAUAAAUUAUCAUCUCAACAGUAUCAAGAAUUUUGCUUUGAUACUAUUGAUUCUGAUAACAUUUUCUUUUUACAUAAGUAUAUGUAUAUAUAUACUUAUACAUAUAUCUUUUUAUAUAAGUAUAUAUGUAUAUAUAUUUAUAUAUAUACAGCGUACACAUAAAUGCGUACAUAAAAAUAAGUGGAAGUAUCUGAAAUAAGUACUGGAAGUAAUAUUACUAUUAAGGCAGCAAUUUAAUUUUUAGAUACAUUGUAUCGAUCAAGAAACGAACAAAUUAUUGAUGAUUCUGACCUAACAAACUUCACUCCUUACUCUCUUUCUUUCUGUGAGUAUAUUUAGUCGAUUAUGAUAAAUAAAAUGAACAUUAAACAGACUUUUCUGUAUUGGAGAUGAAUUACAGGUUUGCUUUACAUUGAAAUGAAAAAAAGAUAUAAAAAUAGUACAUAAAUUGAUGCAUGAAAAGCAACUCUGUAACCAGAUCCAGCCAAAGGACUUCUUCCGUAUAGUUUUAAUGGCAGAGACUGUGCGCAGUGGUAUUUCCCGUGCUAUUGCUUCGAUAUUAAGUUUAAUCACUACGUGACUUAUAGAAAUCUUUAAUCGAUUGAUCAGUUGGUUGUUAAUAUGCAUAAUGAUACACAAAGUCACGUUACACGUUGUAGCAGUUUUGAAAGACUCGUUUCUGUCAUUGAAAAUUUUUGUUUUUUUUUUUUCAAUCGUUCUAGUUGCGCCAAUAUUCACGUCUAUGUUCCAAGCACUACUUCCAAAAUGAUGUAUAAUCAAUGAUGUUAACUCAUGUUCUUACUAUGAAAAUAUUCUAAAAAAAAAAACAAAAAUCGAAAAUUAAAAAAAAAACGAAAAAAGACAAAAAACAUCUGGUCAGCUUUAGUACGAACUAAGAUACAAGGAAUACGACUGGAUCUUGUGUACCAUUAUAUUUUGGGAGGACAAUUUGUUUAAUGAAAUUUUUAGACAGUAAUUUAAAAAAAAGAGAUAUAAUCAUUAAAUAUCUUUGAGUGAAUGUAUGGUUUAUUAUUAUUAUUAUAUUAUUUUUAUUAUUAAUAUUAUUGCUAUUAUUAAAAAAUAAGGAAACGAAAAAUUAAUGAGUAAAAGUGUGUACUACUAUGCAGUGAGAAUGAAUGAAUGGGUAAAUUAAUGAAUAAUUAAUGCUAUAUGCACUUAUUAUCUGGUAUGUAUGUGUGUAUAUAUAGGAUGUCCCGCGAGGUAUUCAACAGAUUUUUCCCACGUGUUCAGCAAAUCAUUCUGAAUAAAAAAAUGUCAUAUACUUUAUAGUUCUAUUUAAUUUUGUUAUCCAGUUAUGUUAAAGAGAACACAUUACAUGUGUAGUAAAAUUAUAUCUAAUUAUGGUUUUCUAUCUUAAAUGUUUAUUAAAUAGGCAAUCUUCAAUUUAUGCAUAUAAUGUUAAUUGUUGUUGUCAAUAAACAUUACCAUCGUAUUUUUAUCACAAUAGAAUAUUAAUAAUAUAAAAACGUAACAAAAUAAAUAACGAGAAUGUUAAUCGUUAUUAAUAACUUGUGUAUACACAAGAGUAAAUCACUACAUUAUACUCAAUGUAUUUAUUGUGCUGCACCAAUUUUUCUCAUUUUUUUUUAUUCAAUCAUAGAAAAAAAUCCAAUCCUUUUAAAAUCCUAUACAUAUCCUUAAUAAUAUACGUCGUAAUAGAAAACUGUUAUUAGAAUGCUAUAAUUUUUAUUUUAAUUGCAACAAAAUUUCUAUGUAAAUAUAACAAAUAUAAUCUACAUUUUGCAUACUAUUAAACAUAAGAGAUUGAAUCUUAUUCCACCCUAGCAUUUAUUGUUAUACUUAAAUCUAAAUAAUAUUUAUCUUGGUUAUAAAAAUAAAAAAGCUAUAAUUUUAUAUAUUCUUUUUUUAUUCUUAAUGACUUAUCGAACACGUGAAAAAUAUUCAUUAAAUACCUCACAAGAUAUUCUGUAUAUAAAUAAUGCUUUAUAUAUGUGGUAUACAUACAUACACAUAUGUAUGUAUAAUAAAAUUAUGACAGUAA
This is a messenger RNA of Apis cerana (Asiatic honeybee), 4569 nucleotides long. Its product is annotated as casein kinase I. Gene Ontology annotation, molecular function: protein kinase activity; ATP binding. NCBI's taxonomy places the organism in Eukaryota, Metazoa, Arthropoda, Insecta, Hymenoptera, Apidae. The record is from RefSeq and is a predicted model, not a curated record. Gene Ontology annotation, biological process: protein phosphorylation.